CGUAAAGAAGGCAUGUACCGAUUUUACGUGGGGCCGUUGCCAAACGUCAUGAUAUUCAAGGCUGAACUUGUCGAGGCCGUGCUCACCAGCCAGAGCACGAUGAGCAAGUCAUUUGAUUACAGCCUUUUGCAUUCAUGGUUGGGAGAGGGACUGCUCACAAGCUCAGGAGCAAAGUGGAAGCAGAGAAGGCGACUGCUGACACCUUCGUUUCACUUUCGCAUCUUGGAUGAAUAUGUUGCUCCGAUGAAUGAGCAUGCAAGGCACAUGGUGCAGGAAAUCGGUAGGCACGCCGAAACAGAGGAAAUUAGUCUAAUUCCCCUGUCGACAUCGUGCACUUUGGGCAUACUGCUGGAAACAAUAAUGGGAGUUGAAGCUGACAAGCAAGAUGUGAGCACGCGGUCCUACGUCGGUGCUCUCAAAAUUUUGUCUGACCAGAUAACACUAAGAUCGCAGACACCAUGGCUGCUCGUCGAUCCAAUUUAUUACAGAACUGAGUAUGGCAAACUGUACAGAAGGAACGUAGAAGUCGUCCAUGACUUCACAAGGAAGGUUAUAACAGAACGACGAAAGCAGUUGAUGAGUGAAAAGAGUCCAUCUAUCCCAACAAAAAUAGAAAAUAACGAAUUUCAGAAGAAAAAAUUGUUAACAUUUAUCGACAUACUGAUUCAACAAAGUAUGAAUUCUGACGCACAUCUGACGGAUGACGACAUUCGGGAAGAGGUGGACACCUUCAUGUUUGAGGGUCAUGAUACGACACAAAUGGCGAUCUCGUGGUGUCUUUACUUGCUUGGGCUCUAUCCAAAAGUUCAGGCAAAAGUUCAUGAAGAAUUGGAAGAGGUUCUUCAAGGAGAUCUCGAAAAAGACGUAACCAUGGAUGACCUCAAGCAGCUCAAAUACCUCGAUUGCGUUGUAAAGGAAUGUCAACGUUUGUAUCCGUCGGUUCCGUUCAUCGGGAGGACUGUAACCAAAGACAUUACCUUAGGGGGAAAUGUUAUUCCCGAGGGAACCAACGUUGGCAUGAUUAUCUUUGCUCUGCAUCGUGACCCAGAUGUCUUUCCAAAACCGGAAGAGUUUGAUCCUGACAGGUUUCUCCCAGAAAACAGCGGAUCCCGUAACCCUUUUGCAUUCAUUCCUUUUUCUGCUGGAUCCAGAAAUUGCAUUGGUCAGAGGUUCGCUUUGAUGGAAGUUAAGAUAGUUCUGGCUCACAUUCUACGAAGCUUCUCGCUUCGGUCGCUGCAUCAGCGAGACGAGCUUAUGAUAUUCAUCGACCUCGUUUUGUCGCCAGCAGGAGGGCUCAAGGCCUUUUUUUCUAAGCGAGGUUUGUCACGCACCGUUUAA
Ixodes scapularis (black-legged tick) is the source of this 1338-nucleotide messenger RNA. Its product is annotated as cytochrome P450 4V2. The coding region runs from base 13 to 1338 and encodes 441 amino acids. The record is from RefSeq and is a predicted model, not a curated record. The transcript has 10 exons. NCBI's taxonomy places the organism in Eukaryota, Metazoa, Arthropoda, Arachnida, Ixodida, Ixodidae. Gene Ontology annotation, molecular function: heme binding; iron ion binding; oxidoreductase activity, acting on paired donors, with incorporation or reduction of molecular oxygen.